Molecule: messenger RNA, 2610 nt
Organism: Stylonychia lemnae
Lineage: Eukaryota; Ciliophora; Spirotrichea; Sporadotrichida; Oxytrichidae
Source: the annotation of a GenBank genome assembly
AUGAUAAGAAAUCUCGACUUUAAAACUGAAAUCGAUAAAAUUAAAAAGAAGCGAGAUAAGCAACUUGUAAAAUCCACUAUCAAGCUUUUUGAAGAGAUUGAUCAACUUUAAACUGAGGAUUAAUAGUUGGCAGCAUAUUAAAUAAUAUUUGCAAUCAUUGAGAAUAUACUCAAUUAUCCUUACUUUGAAGACCUGAGAAUUAUAAGCAUUGAACAAUUAAACUAAAAUUUGCUUAUAAUAAGAGAUGCUUUAUUAAACUAACUUGAUUUAAAAGUUAAGCAAACUAUAGAUAUUUUAGAAAUAGAUGAAAAAUUUCUGAAACAGACCUCAUACAAAUUAUUUAAAAAUUGCUAUGGAGUAGAUCUUACAGCAGAUGAUGCCUUUAAAGAGAGAAGAUAGCUAUUCAUAUCUUAAGAAGAGGCAACUGAAAUAUUUGAGGUUACUUAGUGCAAGCAAUUAGAGGAAUACAUAAUUGAAAUUGGAGAGAAUACAUAGGCAUUUUAAGAAGUUUUGACUGAUUUAUUAAGAGAAAAUGUCAAAGUUGAUGAAUUUAUUGGAAUCUUGAAAAACUUGUGGGUUGAAAAUAACCUAAUGCAUAGGAUCGCAAUUUAUUAUAAGUAAUCAUUUGCAGAUGAAGUAAGUAGAGCAUUUUUGAUAGAUUAAAAAGAUAAAAAUAGCAAAUUCGCUAGGAACUUAUUAAUGAUUGAUGUGAUUGUAGCGAACCGAAUAUUUGAAUAGAGCAAUGAACAGUAUAAAUCUAUUGAUGAUUAUGUAAAAUUAUUCUGCCUAAGAGAGUAUUAUAUCCACAGUAAAGAGUAGGGAAAGGUUUUCGAGAUAGAUGAUGUAUUCUUAAUGGCUCUUGGAAAUGAUGAAGCUAAAUUUGAUAAAUUAUGGACGACUAUUAGGAAUAUUAUCAUCGAAAGAGUAUCAAGGAAGAUUAUAGUAAAUAGACCUUACAUUAGUUAGGUAAAAUUAGAAUAAUGGAUAACUUUUCCAGAGCCAGAAUAUAAUUUAUCAUAGAUGCCGACUUUUUCAUAGGCAAAAAUAGAUGAUUUACCUGAAUUAAAAGAAAAAAUACUUAGAAAAAAUACAAUGAUGGAAAGAACUUUUGGUUUUUAAUUGAAUCAAGUCUUUAGCUAAGAUAUAUUUAAAAGAUCAGAUAGUUUAGACAAAUAAAGAACAGUUAAUCAAAUAUUUUCAUAAGCAAACUUCGAAGAAUUGAAAAUUGAUGACACUCUGGAUGAGAGAAUUAAACUUGUUGUUUGGGGUAGUCCUACAUGGCUUCAUAAACUUUAGCUCGAUGAAGAUAAUAUGUACUUCAGUGUAAUCAAUGACAUUAUAAAUGAUGAGGAAAUAAGCUCAUUCCUAGAUAAAGUCUAAGUAUAUUAAGAAUUUAUCAAUUAAAAGAGCAAUAAAGAAAUAGACUAUGAGAAUGAUUUAAAGCAAUAAUUUACAUCUAGAUACAAGAAAUCUCUUGAAUCUAAUGAUCAAUAAGACGAUAAAAUUUUGUUUACUUAAAAGCAGGUAAAGAGAUUCCCUUACAAUGAGGACAUCUAUUUGUAGUUGUAUAAAGAAUUUCAAUCGAGGGGGUAUCAAGCAUCAAUAUUUAAUAACAGAUUCAAUGUUGUCGUUUAAUACUAAUAGUCAGGAAUAGAUAUUAACAUAAAAAAUGAGAUGCAUUGGAGACCAAUACAUUGUGCAGCAUACUAAGGAAGUAUCCUUAUCUUGAAACAAUUACUUAAAGAUCCUUUAUUAUUUCUAAAUGAAAGAACUAAGCAAAAUCAGACCGCAAUUUAAAUUUCUAUUGAGUAAGGCCAUAUUUAUACAGAAGAAAAUGCUACCCUACUUUUAUUAGAGAGAGGCGCUAAAUUGGAAAAGGAUUUAUGGGAUAAGUUGUUGGUAAUGGCAAUAAAUAAUGAUUUAAUGACAUAUUUCAGAUUGGCUUUCCAAAAAGAUAUCAAUAUCCAUGAUCCAUUAAAUAAAGAAAAACCAUCAUUACACAAGGCAAUUUGCAUGAAUGCUUAAAAAAUACUCUCCUUUUAUUAGUCUAUUUACUCCCCAAAAGAAUUGGAAAAAAUGAUGAAUCAACCUGAUUUUCAAGGACUUUCAGCUAAAGAAUAUGCUGACUAAAAUCAAAAUGGAGAGACUAAGGAUUUGCUAGAAAAUAUGCUAAUGGGCGAGAUAAAGAUGCAAAAGAAUGAAAGCGCAGUUUCUGUAGUCUAGAAUGACCUCUAAAAUAAACUUUUCAUUGCUAACAUGAAUCAAAAUUAGCUGCUAGCCACAAUUAAUGAACUUAGGAAAACAGACAAAAGAAGCUAGGAUAUGGAACUGGAAUAGAUUAAAACUUAGCUCUAAGUACAAAACAAAAUGAUGGUUGAGAUAACUGAGAAGAUAGAUAAUAUGCAGAAAUAGCAAUCAGAGCAAUAAAAGCAAACUUUAAAAGUUCACUAUGCUGAGGAGUCACAGGAAACAAAUGAAGACUUGGCUCAUGAGUUUAAGUUCCUGAAUAAUGAAAUUUCACAGAAUAUUAUAAAAAUAUAUAAGAAGGUUGAGUAAGUACAAAUAGAUGGAUGUGAUCAUUUUAAAUAGGUAAUCAUCAGCUUAACUUGA